AUGCCCAAGGACAAGCGAUCGUGGAAGUACCGGGUUUGGCGGUUGGUGGUAUCUACACCCUUUGAAUACUACAUCAUGGUCAUGAUCGCCCUCAACACGCUCAUACUCAUGAUGAAGGUAAACUGUUAACUGCAUCGAAGUAAAUGUUGAGAAAACCGGCAAAAAUCCUAGAUCAUUUGCUUUCUUCGGCAGCUAACAUCAAAUCGAUACGACUGUCAAUGCCUCAUAGGCAUCAGAACAGUUCAGCAAGAGUGUAUUGAUUCAAAUGCUUUUAUUCAUGCUGAAAAUGGCCCGAAAAUAUGUAUUUGAAGCUCCAGAUGGCAUAUAAGUACUUGUUCUGGCCAGCCCUAAACUAGGUCCUGAAACGUAUUUUUAAUUUCCAACUUUCAAAGCAUUAUCUCGGGGAUACCUCUCUCGUGGGCAUCAAACUAUUCAUCUGUGUAGAAACAAACCAGAAAACAGAUGAAAGGUGAUGCGAUAUGAAGUCGAAAUUUUAUCAACGCAAGGCAUAAGUGCAAGCAAAAACGAUAGUCUGCUCUUCAUAAAGGGUCCCUUUAUGUUAGCACAUCUUAGCGCAUUAAAUUGCCUCAGGCUAUAUUAUCUUAGUAUGCAACGGUUCUUUUCUGAAUUAUCAUCAAUAAGGAAAACUACAGCCUCAUAAAAACAUACUGGGUUCCGAUACAAGCGAAGAUGCGAGUUCCAGGAACUAAUUGAUCAGAAGGAGAAGCGAUCACUGGAACAAGGUCUUUAUUCGCCUGACGUUUCGGAUUCUCACUUGAAUCCAUCAUCGGAGACAGUAGCAGAAAAGGGUACUACUGUCUGCUACUAUCUCGGAUGAUGGAUUCAAGCGAGAAUCCGAAACGUCAGGUGAAUAAAGACCUUGUUCCAGUGAUCGCUUCUUCUUCUUCUUCUUCUGAUAUUGGGUUCCGCAGGAUUACAGGGAUAGUGAACUUCUGGAGUCUCAGGAACCGAAACGUCUUCGUUUUUUCCAAUACGAACUGAAAAUCGGAUUUAAACAGUGAUGGUACUGAAUAUACGUAAAGGGACCACCGAAAUGCCUUCUGUUUACGCCUUUAGAGAAAUUAGCUAGCGGAAGUCCACGUCAAGUUUGGCAGACGUGGGAAUUGACUUGGGACGUUGGGUGGUGUCAGUGCGACCAUCAUUAGCCAGUUGGUUAUUUUUACGCGCUAUCAAUACGCAAACUCCUCCCGCCCUUCCUGUCUCUACAAUGAAAGAUUCCCUGCAACGAUGGGCAACAUGACCAAUGUAUUGUACUGAUUGUUUUGAUGGGAUUUCUGCGGGGUACUAAACUUGGUAAGGACGAAGCGGAUUGCGACCCCGCAUUAUAUCUUUUUCCGUGUCUACUGCUAUCCAGUUAUGGAGAUAGCUGGCCAUGAGAUAACUACAGGACAUGCGAGUGCUGUAUGGAUAAUCUAGAUUGAAAUUACUUAAAUACACGCUAUACCGAUGGUAAGAUUUUUGAGGUCAGCAAGGUUUCGCAAGUUCAUUGAAACCCCCUGUCCGUCGCUGCACGACACGAACAAGGUUAGGACAUCCGCUAACCUUUUGAUAGUUUAGGCAGCCAAGGUUUCGAACAUGAACAAAAUAACAAUGGAUGGAGUUUGGAAACACUCGAUCCAGAAAUUCAGCGGCAGCAACGGCUUUAUCACGUGAAUCAGUCGUUUCCAUAGGUCAGGUUUGUUCCCCGACUGCGCCAUCUCCAAUUGGCGCAGCGCCGGUGCCACAACAGUGUAAAUACCAAAUAAUAUGCUCGUAUGAGGUCGUACAAAUUUCCUUUAUAACGCACGUGUUUCGUAAUAGAAGAAAGGGACAUUGAAAUUCUGACUGUUUUGGCGAAGUGCCUUACAUGCUCCCGCGAUUCGCCUUUUUCGAAGGACAUGCACGAACGGGAAAAAUAUUCCCGAUUUAGUUGGUAUAAUUAAGGCUCGACUAAAUUCAUAUUUUUUAAAAUUUUUUCGUGACCGUUUUGGGGAAUUUACCUUUUAGCAUCUUGAUGGUCUAAAAAUGGUUUUAACUUCCACGUAAAUCUGUUAAAGGCAUGCAGUAGUUUACAAGGGCCAAAAAGUUGCCUUUUGGGUUAACACUUCAGCAUGUGCUUUAUCAAUUUUUACCACCGCAAUCUGAAUCUUCCCUGGAUACGUUUCUUAAAAUAUUUAACAACAAAAAUUAAGCUUGGAAUUUCGACAGCCGGAUAUACUUUUCGACUUAUCAUUGUACACUUCAGCUCUUUCUGUUCCCCACUUCGUAAUUCUCCCAUACUAUUUGUUCCACAGAUAAAUCUGUCAAGUAUUUGCAACAGAGUCAGCAUAGGUUUCGGGUUGAAGAUAAACUUUAAAUGCCAUAAAGCAUAAAUAUUAUGGCUGUUCUUCCCUGAAUUUAUCUGUAGAACUAUUCACUUAUAACAGUGGCUUGCUAAUAGGCACAAGUACUUAGUCGAAAUAGUACUGUUUCUAUCUCUUAGAUCGUUUGAUUUAGUUGCAAGGGCCGACCACAACGGAUUUUAGUGCCAUUAAAAAGACCUAGGUUCACAGACAUAUAAGGUAGAAGGCAUUUAUAGUAUAAAAAGACCAGUUCUUCACGCUGAAAUAUACCCAACCGUUUCCCUUUUGACUGAGACGUAAAAAUACUUAUUACUCGAUGAGAACAUGUGCUUGCUAACAGUAUGUUGGGCGUAUAUGUAUUUUCUAUGAUUUAAACAUCAACUGAUCCUGUUUUUGGAUGUUAGCGACUGCUGUUCCAACUGAAUUCAGAUUGUACCAGCUGAAUCGAAGUUACCAGACACUCUAAGAGUGUAGGCAUCACCAAACCCUUCUCGGGCAUUGGAAAUGGACAUUCUGUUCCUUAAAAUUAAAACCUGCUCUCCCUUAAUUCCAAUGACCAAAUUUUAACUGAUUGGGUUACAAAUAAAUAAACGACACUCCUUUGGUCACGCUUAGCCUUGUUUGGUCCAGUAACGUCAGUAUUUAUGCGCGAAUUAAGUUCCUUUGAGUACGGUGGUAUUGGGCGUUCAAACCUAAUACUCAAAACAAAAACUAUUCCGGCGUAACACAUGGUAACUUCUCACAUAGGAAUGCAAACUGCGUCUAGUAAAAAGUUUAAUGGCCUAAUACUCAAGCGCGUAAACAAUGAGAAUUUGCACUUUAGUUGCAGCGAGGUAGACGAGGAAGAAAUAUUUAAAGCGUGCCUUGACAAUUACCUUAGGAUGAGAUGUCAAUCUUUGCCUGGGUAUAAGUUGCAUCAAUUUUCAUGGUAUUUACUCUUAUUACGGACCUAACCAUUUAAUCCGUUUUCGGCAAUUUGAUAUUUUUUAUUGGAAAAUUGCUAUUUUAAUGUCUAAAUGUUAUAAGAUGGGUGCUUUGCAAGAGCAGUCAGUCAAGACGGAUUAUCGUUCAUAUUUCGACCCGCAAAUUAUAUAUUGAUUCCAGAGGAAUGAUAUUCAUAUGUGCAGUCUUUGCGCAACCAAUGUCGAAAACACUUUUAAAAACCGGCCUACUACAGUUGUAUAGUCAAAUAUGGCGAUCAGGACCGGAUGUUAAGAAUGCAUUUCGGAUUGGACUUUUACCACCUAUACUACAUGCCGAAUUAGAGCACCCGGAACUUUAGCAGACAAGGCAACAAAGUCGUUGGGUCCAUCUUAGUAAGAUGUGGAUGAAAAAUUUGAUAAAUAAAAACAGGAGGUCCGUUCGUUUACACUUCCGAGCAGUCAACAAUACGUAGGAUUAUAACAAAAACCGCAUGAGACGACUUACGGGUGUCCUCGGAGAAAGAUAAACAGUAAGGAUCACACUGAAUCGCUCACUUUUCGGAAAACAAACUUGUUUUCGUUUUAAAGGUAGUCGCUUGUCAGAAGGGCACUCUUUCACCAACGUCCACGUACGGCUACAAUAAAACUGAGGUUUUGCAAAAAGAAUUUCACCUAAAAACACCCCAAUUCCAAAAUAACAUCGAAAGGGUCCUUCUUCAGUUUUUUUCAGCAUUUACAUCACUAUUCGUCAAGUGACUAAUUUGUACCAAAACUCACCUAACGAUGAGCAUUUACUCACUGCAGCGCUGGCCGGAAUCGCUCAUUGAAGUUGUCUUUUUGUAAUAUUCGUCCCAUGAUUUCAGUAUCAUCGACAAGAGAGGCGGACUUCUAUGGCAACCACUAUUGACACUGCGCAGCAGAACUACCACAACUACUGUAAUACGCUGAUCUUCUUGAACUCCGCUUUUACCGUGAUGUUCUCUGUUGAAUGUGUGCUAAAGAUCAUGGCCUUUGGGCCCAAGGUAAGCAGACUUUUCUAUCACAAUACGCAAAGACACAAAAGGUCCAUUAAGAAUCCGACUACCAACCGAAUAUCCUUUGUUAUCCUGACGUUUUUAUAAUGAAUGGCUAGGCCUUUUGAACCCUUCUCUAAACUGUCAUCGGAUAAGUAUAGUUUGGUCAGCGCACAACAGAUUACUAGUGUAGGUCAUUGAUCCACUUGGUUAAUGGGCCAAUCAAAUAGCAAGUAUAUUUUAAAAUUGGAGACUGUUAUUGGUGUGAAAGACUACACAGGUUUCGUUGACCCUUCGUGGUAUUACGGCUGCACUGCAUAAUUGGUGUGAAUGGUUAAUGCAGUUCAUUUAAUCAGGAACUGUGGCCUUUAGCGGGAUUUUAAUUUUUUAUUUGCAGUUCGGUAAGCUUACUCACAAACUGCUAACGUCAGCCAGAUUUCCUGUUGUUUUGUUUUGUUAUCAUAGAUGACUCAUUUUUCAGUAAGCUGCCGGUUUCAAAAAUGCUAAGUUAUGAAGACCGAAAACAAACCCCUUAAGAUGGAUAUAAACAAUAAAUUGCACGAAUAACCAAGUAAAGACUUUAUGCCAGCGAGAUUAUAAAGGGCUGAUUCACGGUGUUAAAAAAUUUGUCUUCGAGAAAAGUCAAAAUUAUUUCAAAAAAGUUCAUCAAGGCUAAAUUAUUAGUAGUAAUUUGGAUAUAUGAUCAAGGAAGGCUGUCUAUAAUUGAAACAUCUUCUCUUAGCAUUUCUUGCCUAGCCUAUAUAUGCGCCUAUCAUAAGCAUAGUCGAAUUAUCAAUUCAUAAUCCCAAAACAUACAAUAAGACCUUGGCAAUCUUAAUAUGAAGUCACUACACGCUUCAACCAUCGGCAAAGUUAUACAAAGAUUCAUUUGCCAAAGGAUUUUAGGAUUUUAUGUAUCUCUAGAUUUUAGAAAUCAUAUAGAAGAUUUUCGACCUGGCGACCAUUACCAGCCACACAGGUCUGUCUCAAAACGGGUCAUGCUGCGACCUUAGCCUUAACGCAGUUGUUUAAUGCGUUCAAUGUUCAGUAACUUUAGUUCUAGAGCAUCCUCCUGUUUGCAAACAUAAAUGCUUUGAGUCCGUAAGGGUGGUGUGUACCUAUAUUCCUGGUAACAGAAUCAAAUACGGGGAUUCUGUUAUGCUUUCGAACGGCUGUAAGAAUAUGUUUACGAAAUCUUCCUCCCACCUUUCUGCAAUUCACUGGUCGCUUUAUAAGGUUCCUAUUUAUUCUUAUUGUGUGAAGUAUGCAUAGCACUUUCUAAAGGUAUUAACCUAUUUGAAAUUAAAAAUAUCACUCAAGUUCUCAGGUUUACGGCUAAAAUAGGGAUUUUAUCAAUAAGUGUUCACGAUCUCGUACACAAUGCUUAAAUUAAUCUCUUGAAUUGUCAUUCGCCAAUAAUUUCCCCAAUCAUUGAUUACUAUUUUAGAAUUAUUUUCGCGAUCGCUGGAAUAUUUUUGACUUCAUUACGGUCAUCGGAAGCAUCACGGAUGUUCUCGUCUCAGAACUGCAGGUGUGAGGUUGACCUUGCUGCACUUUGUGGUGAAAUAUUUGACCCAUUGCCUUUAAAACACAAAGUUUUUAUCAUAAAAGGAAUGGCUUGGGACGAUUCGUAUUCGUGGCACAUAAAUUGACUUUUCAAGGUAAUAUUUCCACAAUAAAAUGCACUUGCCAGACGAUACACUUAACUAUCUUUCGUUAAUGUAUCAUAGUAUGCGACAGGAUUUCAUGAAGCGAACAUCUGACCAACAUUUACUACGGUUCAAAAAGAAUUUUUUUGGGAAAAGUACCAAUCUAGUGGUCCUGUGUCAUGGCCGAAGAUGAGUCAUGUAAUAAAUGACGGAGUUUUUACUUGGAAGCGACCCUUUUCAAAUUUAAGACACAAAGCGUCACAGGUAGCUAAGUGCUGAAUUUGAACUUUGUUUCGUAUGCAAAAACUGUGGUUUGCCACCAAAUCCUUUUCGAUCUUCGCAUAGUGGAUUAUUUUACUAACACAUUCCAAAUACCUUUGUAACAGUAUCCUAGGCGAGAAGGCAUGCUUAAUGUCCCGGUGUUAAUCGGUCUUAAAGCCCAAUUUUAAAUUUUGUCUAUUAUCGAAAUUGUCAACGCUGCGCUACAAAAAGAGAGGUAAUAACAGCCAUAGCAACUACACCACGCAGAACUAAGUUGCACUCCAAACAUUACAGGCGAGGUGACAGAAGCCAAAACCUGUUGUGAUGAGACGAAUGUGGUCUCAUAGGUUUUUCCAUUUGCCAGGUCUGUCGUACUUCUUGUUUUUCAGGUAAAAUCGCAAUAA
This is a messenger RNA of Spirometra erinaceieuropaei, 6592 nucleotides long. The record is from the annotation of a GenBank genome assembly. NCBI's taxonomy places the organism in Eukaryota, Metazoa, Platyhelminthes, Cestoda, Diphyllobothriidea, Diphyllobothriidae.